CUUUCAAAACCAGGCAGUCAUGUGACUGUUUCAAAAUGGAAACUGAAAGCAAUGUCUUGUUUUUAUUGAGUUUUAUUGUUUUAAUUAUUAACAGCUUGACGGAUGCACAAUCAAGGCCCAAUAUUGUGUUUGUAUUGACAGACGAUCAAGAUAUUAAACUGGGCGGAAUGACACCAAUGGUUAAAACCAAUAAUUUGGUGGGAGAUAAAGGAAUAAAGUUUAAUAAUAUGUUCACAACCAGUCCUCUAUGCUGCCCGAGUCGGUCAAGUAUAUUGACUGGCCGGUAUGUCCACAAUCACGGUGCAGUGAACAACUCGCUCGAUGGUGGCUGUAGUAAUGACAAAUGGCAGCAGGACCAGGAAGCAAAUGCCUUUCCUACAGUGCUAAAGACCAAGGGAUAUUCAACUUUCUUUGCUGGAAAAUAUUUAAACCAGUAUGGAUAUCCACAAUCGGGUGGAGUUGAGCAUGUUCCACCAGGCUGGGAUGACUGGAAUGGUUUGGUGGGGAACUCCCAAUACUAUGACUACAGCCUGUCAGUGAACGGCCAGCAAGUAAAACAUGGUCAUGAAUAUCCGCAAGACUAUCUUACGGAUGUCAUACAUAAGGCAGCGAGAAAGUUUCUGACCACUAGAGAUAAGAAGAAGCCGUUCUUCAUGAUGUUGUCAACACCUGCAUGUCAUGCACCCUUCACGCCUGCCCCCCAAUACAACUCAUCGUUCUCAGACAAGCUGGCCCCGCGGGAUGGUAGUUAUAACCAACAAGCUGGCCCGGACAAACACUGGCUCAUCAGACAGGCAGCUGUGCCCAUGCCAAGUGACACUGUGCAGCAGUCAGACAGCUUCUUUCAAAACAGGUGGAGAACUCUGCAGUCUGUAGAUGACAUGAUGGAGGACCUAGUACAGACCCUGCAGGCAGAUGGUCUCCUUGACAACACUUACAUAUUCUUCUCCUCUGACAAUGGAUACCACCUUGGUCAGUUCGGGCUCCCUUACGACAAGCGGCAGUUGUAUGAUUUCGACAUAAGAGUUCCCUUGAUGGUGCGAGGUCCAGGCAUAAAGCCAAACCAAACCUCAGAUAAAAUCGUGGCAAACAUAGACCUGGCACCAACGUUCCUGGACCUUGUGGAUGGUACGAUUCUGCCGAAUGUCGACGGCAUUUCCCUGAAGCCAUAUCUCCACCCCAGUGACAACAGCACUCGCCCACUGCGUGACUACAUACUCAUAGAACAUACAGGGGAAUACAGCGAGAGAGUUGACAGUUGCCCACAGUUCCUGGGCCAAGAUAUGAGUAACUGCAACAACCAUUGUGUGUGUGAAGACUCCAAAAACAACACCUUUGCCUGUAUAGUCCAGGUGCAGAGUGGACACAUGAUCAAGGCAUGUGAGCUCAUGGACAGCGAGAACUUUGUGGAAAUUUACGACACCACCGCUGACCCAUAUGAGUUUAAGAAUCUCUACAAGACGUACGAUCCCAAGUCGUUUGCCGUGCUGCAGAAGCAGCUACAGUUCCUGUCAACGUGUAAAGGUCCCGAGUGUAACUCGCUGCCUCAGGCAGUCAGAGGCGUGUAAUAGCAUUCUAUGGUGUGUGACACAAAGAUUUAACACUUAGUAUGUCAACUAUGUUCUUUUGAAAUUGAUCAGCGUUAAUUGACAUGAUGAUGUUUUUUACUGUGAUAUCAUUCUGAGUUGGAUGGUUGGGACUUCUUUUAUAAUUUACUCUUAACAGAAACUAAUUUGAAUUACUGUACUGGAAUGAUAAUAUUACAAUACUUUGCAUAUUAUGGUUUGGUAAGGCUCUAUAAGAGAUAUGCAAACAAGUGCACUUUUGAGUGUUCUAUUUUUUAUUGAUUUUGUUAUUUAUUGGUAAUAUGACAUGAAAUGACAUAUACACUAUUGUUAUUCUGUAUGUUAGGUCAACUAAAAGAAAUUACCUGAAAUAAAAAAUGUGUGAUGUUAAGUAAUCUAACUAUAUGGAAGCAUAGGCAGGCUAGGCAUUCAUUUAAAUGGGUAUGCUGUUAUGGAAAAACACCGUUUAUGCAGCAUUCAUGUAUAUUUGGUUACUUAGAAAACAACAGUUCUUUAUUUGAAUUUGUUGUAUUAGGUUUUAUGUUUUUAUCAAAAACAAACAAAUGAGAUAUUUUUACUGUUUGAUUCAAAUGCUGAUGUGCAAUUCUAGCUGCUGACCAAUGCUCAUUGAAUGUUAAAAGAGACUUAAUUUUGUGGAAAACAGGUGAUUAAAACCAAUUUUUUACUGUUUACACCAUGGGCUUCAGGAGCUGUUUUACAGUUAAUUUAAAAUUCCAAAGAUGGAUUAAUGAUUUGUGUGCAAUAAGAUAAAUAAUUAUUUGAGUAUAAGUGCAGAAUAUUUAUAUAUGCUGAUACACUUUGAGUGUGGAGACAAAGAUGAAACAGGUGGUGUCCUUGAACCUCCUCUUGUCUGUGAAGCUUUUUCUGCAGGCGAACAUGCUGCGGAGAAAAUGUAGCUCAGUGGAAGGAUAAUAAUCUCAAUUGAGUCUGUUAAAAUAUUUAUGAAAGAACAAUACAUUAUAAUAAGUUCCAUUUUAACAUAUAUGAUAGUUUUGCAAAAUACUUGUUAUUAAAUAUUGUGUGGUGCAUAUUUUUUUUGUUGUUCAAAAUCUUGUUCACACAUCUGUAUAAUAAUCAUAAUAUAUUUUUUUAUGCUCCCUUUCAAAGAAAAGGGGGUAUAUAGUUUUCGCACUGUCCGUCUGUCAGUUACACUUUUCGUGUCCGCCCUCUGAUUCAAAUAGUUUUCAUUCGAUCUUUACGAAACUUUGUCAGAAGUUGUAUCUAGACAAUAUCUAGGUCAAGUUCGAAGAUGGGUCAUGCCAUGUCAAAAACUAGGUCAUGGGGUCGAAAAAACAAAUCCAAGGGAAGUAAUAAACUUGGACAUAAUUAUCUGACCUGCCAAAUAUAUUUUUGUUUAAUACAUCAAAGUGGCGCAGUAGGCGGCAUUGUGUUUCUGACAAACACAUCGUGGUAAAAGGUCAAGGUCAUCAUUCAAGGUCUAAGGUAAAAAAUCCAAGGGCAGUAAUAAGCUUUAAAGGGAGAUAAUUAAUCAAUGUUAACUUGAUAUUUGGCAUGCAUGUGUAUCUCAUGGAGCUGCACAUUUUGAGUGGUGAAUCUACAGUCACGGUCGUGGCUUUUAUUUAUUUGCUACUAAAAAAAGAGAUUUGUUACAGACAAUUAUUUACGAGGGAAGUAAUUUAUAUAAUUAUAAAUCUCAGAUUGUAUAUUUCAUUACCAAGAAUUUUAAGUUUUUUUCACAGUUACUGUACAUAUUUUUUAUUUUGAUUACUUAUAACUCAAAUGAUUGAUUUGUCAAAGGAUUUUUUAAUGAUAUAAUUAUCAUUUCUUUCCUGUACUAAUUUGUUGUGAUUGGUAGGGUUCAUUACAUACCUGUGGACUUACAUCCAUACAUACAUGAUGAACUCUGGCUAUGAUCUCUUUGAUAAACCACAGGCCUUGGUUGUCAGUGAUGUCUAACUUGGUCAUUUUUGACUGUCUACAGACCCCCCCCCCCCCCGGAUGGGUUGGACAAAAUCCAAGGGUAGUAAUAAGCUUUAAAGGGAGAUGAUUUCUGUACCUGCUAAAUGAUAAAUAGAAAUUUUAUUUCAAAACAGCGCAGUAGGGGGCAUUGUGUUUCUGAUGAACACGUAUCUUGUUUUAUUUACCAUAUGCUGUUUAACUAUUUUUAUAGCAUGGCUGAACCAUGCUGAGUAUUAUUUAUUUCUGUAUGUUUUGCUGUUUUAAACUUUAUAAUAUAUUUAAAAGGUAAUAGAAGAUAUUUUGUGUUCCUUAUGAAAAUAUUGGUAAGUGGUGUGCAUACAGAUAUUUUUAGGGCAAAAUGUCCCAUGAGGUUUUUUUCUUAUAACAUUUGUUAACAUAUUACAGUAUGUUUAUAGAAAUUGACUCAACAGGCUGUAGGAAUCUGGGGGUAUCUCGUAAAAGAUUUUUAUGCAAACAUAAACAAUAAAAUAAAUGG
This is a messenger RNA of Dreissena polymorpha, 4002 nucleotides long. Its product is annotated as N-acetylglucosamine-6-sulfatase-like. Gene Ontology annotation, molecular function: glycosaminoglycan binding; N-acetylglucosamine-6-sulfatase activity. NCBI's taxonomy places the organism in Eukaryota, Metazoa, Mollusca, Bivalvia, Myida, Dreissenidae. The record is from RefSeq and is a predicted model, not a curated record. Gene Ontology annotation, biological process: glycosaminoglycan metabolic process. Bases 36 to 1568 code for a protein of 510 amino acids. The transcript has 12 exons.